GAUUUGAUGUCCAAACCCAGCUUAGAUGGUCUUGCCAACCGAUUUGAUGGAAAAAAAGGAUAUAUGACAAUGUCUCGGGUGUGUCGUUGACAAAUGUCAAGAAAGUAGUUUUUAUUACACAAACAGGAAAAGUUGCAAGUGUACGGAAUACCGUUAUUAUUAUUUUACCUCCGUAUAUUACUGAGCGGAAACCACUGCACUGCCGUCUCCCGGGGCAACCAGCCUGCAAACAGGACCCGGCUAUGAGCAGCAGCGGCUCUGCCUGUGAACACGGAAUGAUCUGAAGGUGUAACCUCUUUGAAAAAGCCUUCCUGAAGACCAGCUGCCAAAAUGGCCAGCAUCAGUGACAAAGAGGAGGCUCGGGCGGAGCUGGACUCAGUAGAAGCUGAGUUGGAGGUUCUGGAGCUGCAGAUUUCCGAGCUCCUGGAGAAGCAGGCCUCUCUAACCUCCAGGAAGAACAAGCUACUGAAAAUACUGGAGGGUUCCUGUGAGUCUCCUCAGCCCUCAGGAUCUGGAAAGGCCUCCAAACCGGCCUUCAGCAAGAAGGACCUGCAACACUAUGAGGAGUCAGAUUUCCCAUGGUCAAAAGGGGUUCAGGAGAAACUGCAGAAUGUUUUCAAGCUCUCCAAAUUCCGGCCACUUCAGCGGGCAGCCAUUAACCUCAGCAUGUCAGGGAAAGACCUCUUCUUGGUGAUGCCAACUGGUCGUGGCAAGAGUUUAUGCUACCAGCUGCCAGCCGUCUGUUCUAAGGGUUUUACACUGGUUAUUGCUCCGUUGGUGUCACUAAUGGAGGACCAACUUAUGUAUCUGAGGUCCAUUGAUGUUUCUGCUGUGACACUCAAUGCUUCUAGUUCGAAGGAACAAUCCAAAUAUGUUAUGACAGGCAUGACGGAUAAAAAUAGUCCCUUCAAACUGCUGUACGUCACCCCAGAGAAGAUCGCCAAGAGCAAACUACUGAUGUCUAAACUAGAGAAGGCCUACAAUAUGGGUCUGCUUGAGCGCAUUGCUGUGGAUGAAGUUCACUGCUGCAGUCAGUGGGGUCAUGACUUCAGACCAGACUACAAGCUUCUGGGCAUCUUAAAGCGUCAGUUCCCCAAAGUCCCACUGGUUGGACUGACUGCCACUGCGACCAGCAGUGUUUUGAAGGACUGCCAGAAGAUUCUUUGCGUUCCAGAUCCAGUGACACUUACAGCACCAUUCAACAGACCUAACCUCUACUAUGAAGUUCGAGUUAAGGAUAAUGAAGGCUCAACCAAAGAAAUAGCAGCACUGAUCAAGGAAAGAUACAAGGACCAGUCAGGGAUUGUGUACGUCUUCUCCCAGAAAGAUGCAGAGGUGGUGUCCGCAGACCUGCAGCAGAGGGGCAUCCUGGCACAGCCGUACCACGCAAACAUGGAGCCUUCAGACAAGACCUUGGUUCAUCAUCAGUGGUCUAGCAAAAAGAUCCAGGUGGUUGUGGCAACUGUGGCGUUUGGAAUGGGCAUCGACAAAGCAGACGUGCGCUUUGUAAUCCACCAUACCAUCAGCAAGUCAAUAGAGAACUAUUAUCAGGAGAGUGGGCGCGCAGGGCGGGACGACGGUCCGGCAGAUUGCAUCGUGUUCUAUGGGUUUGCAGAUAUUUUCAGGAUCAGUACCAUGGUUGUGAUGGAGAAUACUGGCCAGCAGAAGCUUCAGAAUAUGGUGGCCUAUUGCCAGAAUGUGGACAGGUGUCGCCGUGCCAUGAUGGCAGUUCACUUUGAUGAAGUUUGGGAUGAUGAGGAAUGCAACCAGAUGUGUGAUGUCUGUCGCCAUGGCAAUGACUAUGUCACCAUGGAUAUCACCAAGCAUGCGCGUGAGGUGGUGAACCUUGUGGAGCUGGCUGGGUCUCUAGAUGAGAAGAUGACGCCUCUCAAGGUGUGCGAUACCUGGAUGGGGAAAGGGAAUGCCAAACUUCGCAAAAUGAUCAAGGUCACGAUCCUGUCACGUCAGGAGGUGGAGUCCAUCAUUGUCCAUCUCUUACUGCAUGGCUACUUCAGCGAAGACUUCAGCUUCACCCCAUACACUACAUACUUCUACCUGAAGGUAGGACGCAAGGCUCCUCUGCUUAAGAAUGAAAACCACGGUGUCACGAUGAAAAUGAAGAGGACAGUGCCUACACCCAGCACAGGGAGGCAGUCAGUAGCGGCUUCAAGUGUAAAAGAUUUGGAGAGCAGUGGAGAUAAGAGUAGUGCCAAGGUAAAACCAAAAGAAGGAAAAAGACCUGCUGAGAAUUCUGGGGGAAGCCGUGUGGCCAAGAAAGUCAAGAAAGAGACUGUUCCCUAGCCCAUGAGGAAAAGAGAGCAAAAGAUGACCAAUCAGCCGCUGAGCUGCCGGAAGAAAUGGUCACUAACUCGAAUGAUGCCAACAUUGACCUGUGUGAAAAUAUCAAAUUAAUCAAAAUCAACAAGGACCAACAGAACCUGGAGAGGAAACUUGCCCAAAACCAGGACAGCAGCUCUUCACAAGCACCUGAAAAUAGCCACCCCCCUGUAAUUGAG
Molecule: messenger RNA, 2516 nt
Organism: Colossoma macropomum (tambaqui)
Lineage: Eukaryota; Metazoa; Chordata; Actinopteri; Characiformes; Serrasalmidae
Gene: recql
Product: RecQ helicase-like
Exons: 16
Coding region: 331-2301 (656 amino acids)
Biological process (GO): DNA replication; double-strand break repair via homologous recombination
Cellular component (GO): cytoplasm; chromosome
Molecular function (GO): ATP binding; nucleic acid binding; four-way junction helicase activity
Source: RefSeq, a predicted model, not a curated record